Messenger RNA from Malania oleifera, 850 nucleotides. RefSeq lists its product as uncharacterized. Gene Ontology annotation, cellular component: ribonuclease H2 complex. NCBI's taxonomy places the organism in Eukaryota, Viridiplantae, Streptophyta, Magnoliopsida, Santalales, Ximeniaceae. The transcript is spliced from 4 exons. Bases 207 to 722 code for a protein of 171 amino acids. Gene Ontology annotation, biological process: RNA catabolic process. The record is from RefSeq and is a predicted model, not a curated record.
CUCCCAAUUAGUACCAUGAAAGCAAUACCCAAUAUUUUUCAGUGUAAUUAAGCGCAUAAAUUCUCCUGAGCCAAAACCCCUUUUGUAAUUACUAAUUGGCUUGAGAAAGCCAGUCAGCUAUCCUUGGUCUUUGGUUCAGAGCAAGAAGAUUUUGAAUGUAAUCAGGGAUUUGAGCGUUCGAGGUCAGAAAAGGGUUUGAAGAAUCAAUGGACGAAGAUGGUAAUGGCAGCUUGGAGAUAGGAAGUAAAGGUAAAGGGAGCAUCAAGUUUGGGUGCCCACAGGGCUCAGUUGUGGAUCUGGACGGUCAGAUCCACCAGCUUCCCUGCGGCAUCAAGUACGAUGGCCCUUCUUCUGUUUCUCACUACUUCAAACCCAAACACACUGGGAUUGAGGUUGAUGGGUUAAGAGUGGAGGAAGCUCACUUCAGGGGAAGGAAGCUGCAAGGAGCGAGAGUUCCUCUUCCUGAAGGGUAUUGUGGCUUUAUCUUAGGUAAGAACAGUGUCAAGAAAAGAAAAUUUGAAUUGUCUGAAGAAAACUCAAACUGUUGGGAGGCGAAAGCAAAAUUUCAGAGCAUAACAUUUUGGAAUCACGAGAGUCUUCCUUCACAAGAUGAUGUGUGCUUGCGUUCUUUUCACUGGUUUCCAGUUGCGAAUGCACUGCACAAGCCAGUGACAGCUGAGGAUUUGGCUUCUGUACUUCCAAUUGUUCAAGGGAAAGAUUGACUUGGAAAUCUGACAGCAUCAUGUGUAUUCAGCCAUAGUUUCAAUGUGCUUCAUACAUUUAAAGACAGUAUUAGAAUUAUUUGUCCUCCUCUCUCUCUCAUAUUAAAUGACUGUGUGCUUGGAAGAAA